AUGCGGCAUUCCAAACGAACUCACUGUCCUGAUUGGGAUAGCAGAGAAAGCUGGGGCCAUGAAAGCUACAGUGGAAGCCACAAGCGGAAGAGGAGAUCGCACAGUAGUACACAAGAGAACAGGCAUUGUAAACCACAUCAUCAGUUUAAAGAUUCUGAUUGUCACUAUUUAGAAGCAAGAUGCUUGAAUGGAAGAGAUUAUCGGGACCGGAGAUACAUUGAUGAGUACAGAAAUGACUACUGCGAAGGAUAUGUUCCAAGACAUUACCAUAGAGACAUUGAAAGCAGUUACCGGAUCCACUGCAGUAAAUCCUCAGUCCGAAGCAGGAGGAGCAGCCCUAAAAGGAAGCGUAAUAGACACUGUGCAAGUCAUCAGUCACAUUCGAAGAGCCACCGAAGGAAAAGAUCCAGGAGUAUAGAGGAUGAUGAGGAGGGUCACCUGAUCUGUCAAAGUGGAGACGUUCUAAGAGCAAGAUAUGAAAUCGUGGACACUUUAGGUGAAGGGGCCUUUGGCAAAGUUGUAGAGUGCAUUGACCAUGGCAUGGAUGGCUUACAUGUAGCAGUGAAAAUUGUGAAAAAUGUAGGCCGUUACCGGGAGGCAGCUCGAUCUGAAAUCCAAGUACUGGAGCACUUGAACAGUACAGACCCCAACAGUGUCUUCCGAUGUGUCCAGAUGCUAGAAUGGUUUGAUCAUCAUGGUCAUGUUUGUAUUGUGUUUGAGCUGCUGGGACUUAGUACCUAUGAUUUUAUUAAAGAAAAUAGCUUUCUGCCAUUUCAAAUUGAUCACAUAAGACAAAUGGCUUAUCAGAUCUGCCAGUCUAUAAAUUUUUUACAUCAUAAUAAAUUAACUCAUACGGAUCUAAAACCUGAAAAUAUUUUAUUUGUGAAGUCUGACUAUGUAGUCAAGUACAAUUCUAAAAUGAAACGAGAUGAGCGCACAUUGAAAAACACAGAUAUCAAAGUUGUUGACUUUGGAAGUGCAACAUAUGAUGAUGAACAUCAUAGUACAUUGGUGUCCACACGGCACUACAGAGCUCCAGAGGUCAUUUUGGCUUUAGGUUGGUCUCAGCCUUGUGAUGUUUGGAGCAUAGGCUGCAUUCUGAUUGAGUAUUACCUUGGGUUCACAGUCUUCCAGACUCAUGAUAGUAAGGAGCACCUGGCAAUGAUGGAGCGGAUAUUAGGACCCAUCCCAGCACACAUGAUCCAAAAGACAAGGAAACGGAAGUAUUUCCACCAUAAUCAGCUAGAUUGGGAUGAGCAUAGUUCAGCUGGGAGAUAUGUCAGGAGACGCUGCAAGCCAUUAAAGGAAUUUAUGCUGUGUCACGAUGAGGAACAUGAAAAGCUAUUUGACUUGGUUCGAAGAAUGUUGGAGUAUGACCCAGCGAAAAGGAUUACCUUGGAUGAAGCAUUGCAGCACCCUUUCUUUGACUUAUUAAAAAGGAAAUGAAUGGGAAUCAGUGGUCUUCCUAUAUACUUCUCUAGAAGCAAUUACUUUAAGACUGUGUCAGUCAACUAAACAUUCUAAUAUUUUUGUAAACAUUAAAUUAUUUUGUACAGUUAAGUGUAAAUACUGUAUGUUUUGUAUCAAUAGCAUAAACUACCUUGUUAAGUAUGGUGUUGAUAAUGAAUGCAAUAUGAGUUAAAAUGAAUUUUCCCUUUUGAUGUUAAUUGCCAUUUUUAAAGGCCUUUGGAAUACCCUUUGUGUCCAGUGAUUAAUGUGAUUGGUCUUGUCUUUUGUACAUGAAGGUUGACUCUGAAGUGAUUCUUUUUUUUCCCUUGAGUAAAAGGAAAUCUUGACCA
This is a messenger RNA of Cricetulus griseus (Chinese hamster), 1799 nucleotides long. NCBI's taxonomy places the organism in Eukaryota, Metazoa, Chordata, Mammalia, Rodentia, Cricetidae. The record is from RefSeq and is a predicted model, not a curated record.